This is a messenger RNA of Ceratitis capitata (Mediterranean fruit fly), 2166 nucleotides long. RefSeq names its product protein swallow. The coding region runs from base 1 to 1917 and encodes 638 amino acids. Lineage: Eukaryota; Metazoa; Arthropoda; Insecta; Diptera; Tephritidae. The record is from RefSeq and is a predicted model, not a curated record. The transcript is spliced from 2 exons.
AUGAGUAUUCAAGAUGAAAGUUUCCCCAAUGACGAGCUCUUCGACAUGGUGCUGUCACCGGCGCCACUCCAAAGAUUUCAAUUCCCCCAUCGUCUGCGCGAGCGUCAGCACCAGCACAAGCUCUGCCUGGCGGAGCGUAGCAAAAGUGCGAUCACAUUAAUUCACAACCUUAGCACUUCCAGUUCUUCUGCCGAUCAAACAAUCUCAUCAGCUGAGUCCGCCACGGAGCAGCAGCAGCCUGUCGAUGUCACAACGACUGAUGAUCGUAUGAGUAAAAGUGAUCAAACAGGCAUAUCCAGUAGCGGUGAGACGCGCCCACAACUACUCGAACGUGAUCGAAAAUCAUACUCUUAUCAAGAUAUACAUUCGGAGUAUACGAAGCGUCGCUACAAGCAUGUCGAAAGCAAAGUUGGACAAUAUAUAGCGAAUAUACGUAACGAGGACGAGCGACGACGAAAGAUGGCACGUUUCCAAAGACAUCGUUCAUUGCCCGUAGCGCUGGUGCACGAUCCACAGGCGUUAAAGGCGACGCAGUCGCAAAGCGAUGUAAGUGUUGUUGCCGAGAAGCUGAAUCGGGCGCUGGUGGGUGUAAUUGAUGGUGUUGAAGAGGAAGAGGUGGAGCCAAGUACGGACUUGUCGGUUAGUAAUGUAACAGCGGCCACUUCAGGUACGGUGUCUACGCAGAAUGGCAGUGGAGCUACUGUCGACGAGAGCUGUGAUGGCGUUGAGCAUAGACGAGAGACAGACGAGAGUGGCGUUGGUAUCGUCAAUGGCGGUUCCAUUGAUAUCAAUACAUAUACCAUGUUAUUGGGCGAACGUGAUCGUUUGCAAUCUUACAAUGAUUACCAACAAUUGAAGCUAGACGAGAAGCAAAGUGAAAUUACACGCUUACGACAAAAUGUUGACUUCUUGCGUGUACGCUUAAGUACCGCCGAAGAUCAGUUGAAGAGAACUCAGAGCGAGCGUCAAUCGUUUAAUGGUUGGACUAACGGUUCAAUGGGCUACAGUCAGUCGAGCACAACUGGCAUGCCUUAUUGGGGUGCAGGACGCCAGACGCAACAGGUUUUGUUGAAGAAAACAUCGGAUUCAGCGACACAAACGGAACUGGAGCGCUGCAAGUCACCACCGCCACCACCGCCGCCAUCACCAACACCGCUACAUAUUGCUUUGCCAAAAGAGGAACUGCAAUUCUAUGCGACACCGGAAACGCCCGAUGCAAACAACAAUCAUUGCGCGGCUGAUGGUACUCUGGAGGGUUAUGGACGCAACAUGAGGUGUGUGGCGGCAAUACAGCCGAUGUCAUUGAAUUUCGGAAAGUAUAUGGCAGUAAAUAAUGCGGAAGGGCGUUUAUCAAGGGAUAAUGCCACACUGCGCAGGCGCAGCAAUUCUCUUACAAUACCACAAACACGCACCCAGAUCAGCAAUGCAAAUGGCUGCGAGAAGUCACAACAAAACUCGCGCACAAGCCAACCGAGCAGCACGGAUUCGGCUAUUGAGGUCGAAGUGAUUGAAUUGUCCUCGUCGCCAAAACCCACACAUCGUAAACGCUACAGCAUGGAACUCAAUGAAUUUGGUACUUAUUUGCCGAAAAUUCGAUCCCUGCAUUACGAUCAUCGUGAACAGAGAACUCCUUCGCCGUCGGGCAUAUAUAUCGAACGUUGUCCAAAUAGCACUGCAAUUGAAAAUUCGUUGGCGCCCGAGGAGCAACCGGUGAGUAAAGUGCCUAAAAAGCAGCGGAGAGUUAACGGCGGCAAGUCCGCUUCCCGACGCUGGUUACGUUUGUUCGGCAGUUGUCUGCGUUGCAGCAAUCCUCAGCAGAGCGAAAGUGAGCAGUUUGCUCUACAUCAGACCUAUACGCAAAUUCCUUUGCUAGAGACGACAUUUGAUAGAAGCUCCAUGGCGAUUCGCUCGAAUUAGCGUGGUAGGAGACACUCUCUCUGUUUGCUGUGUCUGAAGUUAUCAAUUUCAAAAUUCGAAUUUUCAUUACAUUUAUUGAGCACUUCUUUGGUUCUUCCAACUUUAUUUUUUAUGUAUUUAUUUAUUUAUUUAUUUUUUUUUAUUGUUUAAGUUUUCUCUUCUUUUAUUGUCAAUGUUUUAAGGGAUAUUCUCCAAAACGCUCUCACUUAAAUACCGAAAUUACCUUUAAAUUACUCAAAAAAUAAAAGU